Hypomesus transpacificus is the source of this 5370-nucleotide messenger RNA. RefSeq names its product polycystic kidney disease 2 (gene pkd2). The record is from RefSeq and is a predicted model, not a curated record. Lineage: Eukaryota; Metazoa; Chordata; Actinopteri; Osmeriformes; Osmeridae. Gene Ontology annotation, cellular component: membrane. The coding region runs from base 1366 to 4155 and encodes 929 amino acids. The transcript has 15 exons. Gene Ontology annotation, molecular function: potassium channel activity; voltage-gated calcium channel activity; signaling receptor binding. Gene Ontology annotation, biological process: release of sequestered calcium ion into cytosol; potassium ion transmembrane transport; detection of mechanical stimulus.
CUAACCGCUCAGCCAUCUGACCCCCAGACAGUAUACUGCAGGCCUAUGUGUAACAGGUGUUUUAAGUUCUGUCACUUUUUUUAUAAUAAAAAUUUAAAUUCUCUUUAACUCAUAUCCACACAUCCAAACAAACACACUUGGAAUAUAUGAAACUAAUAUUUUAAUAAAUCGUUGCAAAUGGAAUAUUAGGACUCUUUCAAAACGAUUUAAUCGAAACUGGGCAAGGAGCGACAUCUCGUGGAUUCGUAGGCAAUGUAACUGACUACAUGGCAACAAAAAAAUAAAGCAGAAGUCAAAUAAUCACUUAUCGAAUCCACAUACUCUGAUUGUAGACGAUUCAUCAUAUUUUGAAAAAGACUAACUCGACAGACUUGGAAUGUAAUGCAUUUCUUUAGUUCCACAUCCAGACCAGAUCCGGACGGAGGGUUCGGUUUGGGGAACUUGUUGCCUAGCAGCACCAGACCCAAACAUGGUUACGUAAUUAAAAGCCUAUGUCUCUCAAGGGACGUCGAUUUAUCUUGAAAUAACUGAUCCUUGAGGCUUUGACCACAUCUCUAUUUUGUGAAUUCAAGUUAUUUUAAUGACAUCAAAAACGAAACCCAUAGGCCUAAGGAAAAGUAUCAUAAAUCUGAACAAAAACUGGCAGCCUACUUUUAUUUGUAACCAAACUUUUUUGGGGGGGCGAGUGCAUCGUUUGCCUAAAGUUUUUCUAAUCCACUGUAUGUGAAAUAAGUAGCCUCUCUAUGAAAUACUUUUACUUAAAGAAACAACAGGCGAUUUUGCGCAUGCAAGAACCCAGUGGUCGUGACGCCAUGACUAAUGUAAUCCGAGUCUCCAGCAAAUGAGAAUGUGAGAAUUUGGGGGAACAGUGGAGAACAAGAUGGCUGAUGCGGGAUAAAGAGGAAAAUGUUUUGUUUCUUUUUCUUGAGCGAGGAAUUUGCUUUGUAGAAGUCAGCUUGGUGUAAGCCUAAAACUUUUGUUAAUUUGUUACAACUGCAAACUAUUAACUUUUGUUCAAGUUUAACGCAGAUGGGUCAUCGUUUUUGGACACAGACAAGAUUGGGCUCCUGGAGUUGUUAUUCUGUUUUAGUAGUAGGCUCUAACAGUGCAGUUUAUGUCAAGAUAUAAUCGGUAACAUCACAAAUCAUUUCUCUGAGUGUUUAAUUCGACCAAACAAAGAGGGAAUUUGAAGUUUACCCACCUUUAUGAAAUUACAGUCUUUCACCAAAUAUUUUAAUGGUGCGUAAUAUUUUCCGUGGUAGGGAAAGUGCGAUGGCCGAAUAUAACAACUGUAGUGACUAGAGAGGUUCGGACUAGUUUCGUAAAUGUAGUGGACUUUUAGAUCUGCAUUACUUGACCAACACAAUGAGCUCACCCGGCGUCAAAUCACAGCAACCGCUGAGCCAACCGGGCAGGGUCCCCGCGAGCGCCACGGGUGCGUCUCUGCCUCACCGAAUGGACACGAGCGAAGGGAUAGAGAUGGAAAAUAUCCAGCACCAAGACUUGGGUCUUGGGGGAGUCAUUGGCACGCCAUCCCCUCCCUCCAGACAAGCAUGGAGCCGGGAUAACCCGGGGUUCGAACCCGAGGAUGAGAUGAUGGAGGCGGACUGGCCCCCGGCUAGCCCAGGGAGGAGAUCGGUAUCUGCAACUUCUAGUCCUAGCUGCAGCAGCGGACUGGGGAGCUACGGUGGUACCGGUAGCAGUUCCAGAAUGCACCGGGGGAUGUACCCCACACCGACUGUGGAUGCUCUACAGCAAGACAGACCGGAGCGUCUCACCUGUAUGAAACAGAUUCUCCAGAAGAUAAGAAUUCUCUGGGGCACGCAGUUGAUGGAGGCUAGCGACAGCACCCGCGAGCGCUACCUGAGGAAUGUCCUGAGGGAGCUGAUCACCUACGUCAUGUUCCUCAUCACCCUGUGCAUCCUGAGCUACGGGGCGGUGAGCUCCAACAUGUACCACUACACCAGGGUGAUGAGUCACCUGAUCCUGGACAGCCCUCUUUCUCCUGGGGAACACACCACCUUCAGAACCCUGGUCACCACGCAGGACUUCUGGAAGUUCACAGAGGGACCCUUCCUGGAUGGGAUGUACUGGGAGUCGUGGAACCCCAACAGCUCCCUGCUGGAGAACCACAGCCUGAUCUUCCAGGAGAACCUUCUCUUGGGGGUUCCUCGGCUGCGGCAAGUCAGAGUUCACAAUCGCUCCUGCUCUGUGCACCCAGACCUGCAGGGGGAGCUGCAGGACUGCUACGACGCCUACACCCCCGGGAACGAGGACAGCGCCCCCUUCGGACCCAAGAACGGAACUGCGUGGCGCUACACAGCAGAGGGCCGUCUGAAUGGGAGCAGCUCUGGGGGGCAGGUGUCCACCUACGCUGGGGGCGGGUUCUACCAGGACCUGGGGCGGAGCCGGGAGCGAAGCGCAGAGCUGCUGCGAUCCCUCAGGGAGAACCUGUGGCUGGACAGAGGAACCCGGGCAGUGUUCCUCGACUUCUCUGUCUACAACGGGAACAUCAAUCUCUUCUGCAUUGCCAGGCUGCUGGCGGAGUUUCCUGCCACGGGCGGUGUGUUGACUUCCUGGCAGUUCCAGACAGUGCGUCUGAUUCGCUACACGUCGGGCUGGGACUACUUUGUGGGCAUGUGUGAGCUGGCCUUCUGCCUGUUUACUCUGUACUACGUGGUGGAGGAGGUCCUGGAGAUACACAUCCACCGCCUGCACUACUUCAAGAGCCUAUGCAACUGCCUGGAUGUGCUCAUCGUAGUGCUGAGUGUAGCUGCCAUCAUAAUGAACAUCACCAGGACCUCCAUGGUCAGCAGCCGCCUCAAACACCUGCUGGAGAACCAGGACGGCCACCCCUGCUUCGGCCCGCUGGCCAGCCUACAGGUCCACUUCAACAACAUGGCCGCAGUCCUCGUCUUCCUCUGCUGGGUCAAGCUGUUCAAGUUCCUCACCUUGAACAGGACGAUGAGUCAGCUGUCCAGCACCAUGUCUCGCUGUGCCAGGGACCUUCUGGGCUUCUCCAUCAUGUUCUUCAUCAUCUUCGUGGCCUACGCCCAGCUGGCCUACCUUGUGUUUGGCACGCAGGUGGACGACUUCAGCACCUUCCAGGCUUGCAUCUUCACCCAGUUCAGGAUCAUCCUGGGAGAUCUGGAGUUCUCAGAGCUCGAGGCAGCCAGCCCUGUACUGGGGCCUGUGUAUUUCACCACCUUCGUGUUCUUCAUCUUCUUCAUCCUCAUGAACAUGUUCCUGGCCAUCAUUAACGACAGCUACUCUGAGGUGAAGACAGACAUGGCUCAGCAGAGGCCAGAGAUGCAGAUGACAGACCUUAUCAGAAAGAUCAAGAGGUCGCUGGUUCAAAUCCCCCUCCUCCAGGGCUGCGACAGGGCCCUGAUGAAGCUGCGACUGAAGAAGACCACGGUGGAUGACAUCUCAGCCAGCCUCCGCCAGCACGGUGCCAAGCUGCACCUGGACCAGCUCAGACAGGACCUCAGAGGGAAGGGACACACAGACGCAGAGAUUGAGGCCGUGUUCUCCAAGUACGAGCAGGGAGGAGACCAGGAGCUCACUGAGCAGGAACGCCAGCAGAUGAAGGACGACCUGGAGAAGGAGAGGGAGGACUUGGAUCUGGAACGCAGCUCGUUGCCCCGGGCAACCAGUGGGCGGAGCUUCCCCCGUUGCCAGGACGACUCUGAGGAGGAUGACGACGAGGACAGCGGCCAUAGCUCCCGUCGCCGUGGCAGCAGCUCAGGGGGCGUGUCCUAUGACGAGUUUCAAGUGCUGGUGAGGAGGGUGGAGCGCAUGGAGCACUCCAUCGGCAGCAUCGUGUCCAAGAUGGAUGCUGUGAUGGUGAAGCUGGAGGCCAUGGAGAGAGCCAAGCUGAGGAGGAGAGACGUGCUGGGGAGACUGCUGGACGGGGUUAUGGAGGAUGAGAGGAUGGGCAGGGACACGGAGGCUCACAGGGAACAGAUGGAGAGGCUGGUGAGGGAGGAGUUAGAACGCUGGGAGUCUGACGACACCGUCUCACAGGUCAGCCACCACCAGCCGCCCACUCCCAUUGGCCCAGGGGCCCAGGCCCGCCCACGCAGCGCCCGCCCCUCCUCCUCCCUGUCCAAUGACGUGCCAGAGUCCGGAGGAAAUGGGAGUGGCCAUGUGUGAAACCAUGACAACGUGGAGGGAAGAUUGUGUUGUUUAACCGGUUCAAAUCUUAAGAUGCUGGUGUCUGUGAAUCAAGUCAACCAAUUAUUUUGAAUGAGUUAAAAUCAAGUGUUAAUCCAGAAGUCUUAAGGGAUAUUUUUAUGCAUACUAUAUUAGGGUAUAUAUACUACGCUUCGUCUGUUCCAGCUCAGAUUUAGGAUGAUUGCCUUUUUUUUUUUAUCCUUAGUUUUUCACACAGUCAGUUGCACUUAGACCAUUCUAAGGUAAAUAUUAAGGCGUAGCAUCAAGAAUAUCAACAUUAAUAACCCUUUAUAACCCUUUAUCCACCCAAACGCAAAGUGUGUGAGAUCAAACAGGAACGUUUGUGAAGAAAAUACAUCUCUUUUAGGAGAACCUUAAUACAAUGAAGGAUUUUGUCUAGAUGAAGGAUAUUUGAUCUUGAUCAUGUGAGAGGGGCUUGAUCAUGUGAGAGGGGCUGGAUCAUGUGAGAGGGGCUUGAUCAUGUGAGAGGGGCUUGAUCAUGUGAGAGGGGCUUGAUCAUGUGAGAGGGGCUUGAAGCCUACAAAGGAUAUUUCAUGGUUUAUAUUGUAAGAGCACAUAGUAGUAUUACCAGCUAUGUUAACCCUUGCAGGUAACAGCUGUGUUAACCCUUGCAGGUAACAGCUGUGUUAACCCUUGCAGGUAACAGCUGUGUUGACCUGUGCAGAUAACAGCUGUGUUAACCCUUGGAGUUAACAGCGUGUGUUGACUUGUGCAGGUAACAGCUGUGUUGACCUGUGCAGGUAACAGCUGUGUUGACCUGUGCAGGUAACAGCUGUGUUGACCUGUGCAGGUAACAGUAUGUCUGUCAAGGUCCCUUUUGACAUCAGACCCAAAAUGGUCUCGUCUGAAAAUGUUUUACUUGUUGCUUAUAUAGUAUCUUAAGGUACGCCAGAUCUUGCAUUAUACUCUCAUCUUCUGUAUCACUUUGUAAUGAUUUACACUUUGUAAAGACUUACAAAUACUUGGUUUAUGGACGUAUAUUAUACAUAUUGUAACUUGAAACAAACUUCGAUUUGGAGUGCAUCUUGUCUUCAUGAGAAACUCAUGUGUUUUAGUUUGGAUUCCUGUGCUGUGUGUACCUCACAGGAGCCCGUAGUCUUUGUGUUUUUUACCUUUAAGGAUAUAUCCCUGAUGUGGACAACCAAAUAAAAUGUCUCAUGUCACAACCAGGAA